GGUGGUCCGCCAAAUUCAAACAGUGGAGUAGGGUACUACUACAACACACACACCGAGCAAGAUCCAAAUCAGUCACUGCGAACAAUAACGUUGGAGAAAUUUGAAAAUAAGCAACGCAACAUGACGUCUUCUUUUGCGAGUGGAGUCGGCACGGCUGUGACUAGCGUGUGGCGGGUCCACACCCAACUCGACGAAUCCGAUGAACCAGACACCUCCCCUGUUGCACCCACCCGGUUCCGAAAGCUGCGUACCUCCAGCUCUCUGAACUCUCUGCGUAUGUCUCUGCGUAAACGACUUCCACUCAAGUCUGUACAGUCUAAUGUGGUCGCAGAGACUGAGAACCCGACUUGGGAGUCACUUGAGAUGAACAAGAAGACUGGAGCUGUCCGCCAGUUUACGCGCAGUGCGAAGAAUUCCAUCACGGGAGUGUAUCAGAAGUUCCAGAAGAGACAGGUGUCCCGAGAGGACUGUUUGGUAACCACACCUGGUCGGAUACUCGAGGGGGAGGAAAACAGUUUCCGCACCCCUCGCCGCACCACCGCUACCCGAAACACCACGCUAACGCCCUCACGCACCCCGAAGUCCUCCGCCAGACGCCCCCCGAGGUCUGCCACCAAAUGCACACCCAGAUCAGCAACCAAGCGCACCCCGCGGAGAGGAGCUGCCUGCACCCCAGAGGCGAGCGACGCGGUGAGGGGUGUGAGGUCAGGGGGUGGCCGGAGACAGCUGGUGCGCAUGGCAGCCCUGAGGAGCCCCUUCGCUUCCCCAAACACCAUGAGCAACAGGCGGCAGUUUGAGCGGGAGCUAGAUGGUGUGUCCAGUGGACUGAGGAAGCUGAAGAGUCUGUCUCAAGCCCUCAAUGAUGUCAUCGGCAGAGAUGAACGGUCUCAGGCCGUGGAGCAUUACAGAAGCGUUAUGGCGGGAGAAUACUCCUCCACAACCCCGAGGGAAGCAGCCGGCGUUUUGUCCAGAGCUUCCGUGAGGCAGCGGAGCCGAUGCGUGCGAGAGGUGCUGGGGACCUGGAAGGACACGGUCAUGUCCAACAUUCACAAAGAGUCCUGAAGUACUCGCGUUACGCCUGCUUAGUUAGUCAAGUCAAGUCAAGUCACACUUAGUUACACUGUCAUGUCUGUGACAUUUAUACACAUGCUAUUUAUGUGUGUCUGUCUGUUUACAUGUGUAUAUAUACAUAUAUAUUUGUGUGGGUAUGUCUGUGUAAUCAAUGGGAGAACUUUGUUACACGUGUGAAGAUGUGUUCUGUCUACUAUCAGGAGUUGGGAGAUGAUCCUUAAGGGUCCUGUGCAGCAACUACAUUUUAGGCUAGCUAAGCUGGUCAUGCUUUUCCUCCUGUUUUCCCAGAACAAUUAUGAGCUGUGUUCUUCACUUAUUAUCUCUAUUCAUUCAUUUAUCAUGUUUUGAUACUUUUGUGGACCUAUUCAUCAAACAUGUUCUACUCAUUGAAUGCACUGUAUGUUGUAUAAACGAUGCCUUAUACCAAAAUUGCGUUUGUACUUUAGGAAACACUAGGACUAACAUACUGUGAGUUACUUCUUGAAUUUUUAUAGUUUUUUUUUUUUUUUCUAACUUAACUAACACUAGACAAGAGACAUUGUUUGUCUCCAAUGUAAUGUUUUUAAUUAUUAUUAUUUUAAAUAUUAACAGCAUUGAUUAUAACAGCAAAACCUGUUUACUUGUUCAACAACCAGUUUCAGUAGCUCUCAUUUUGAAAAUAAGCCUUUCUGACUUAUUUCCUCUGGGAUUUUAAGGGUCAUAUCACUAUGGGAAACUAAGUCGUUUUUUCUUACUUAGCUGAAGCCAAGGGAAAAUAUGUCACUAUUUGGGAUUUGUAUGUUUUACUUAUCUGUAAACUCAUCCAGACUGUUGAGAAGGUCAAAACAUUUUUUUGUUGAUUUUUAUGUGCAAAGGUAUACCAAAAAUGUCCGUCCUUGAGGAUUGUUACUUCCAAAAUAUUGUUUACCUUUUUGAUAGGCCAAUUAAAGUUCACCUUUUA
Molecule: messenger RNA, 2011 nt
Organism: Sardina pilchardus (European sardine)
Lineage: Eukaryota; Metazoa; Chordata; Actinopteri; Clupeiformes; Clupeidae
Exons: 5
Coding region: 121-1062 (313 amino acids)
Source: RefSeq, a predicted model, not a curated record